Messenger RNA from Aspergillus heteromorphus CBS 117.55, 5822 nucleotides. RefSeq names its product Arf family guanine nucleotide exchange factor SEC7. Lineage: Eukaryota; Fungi; Ascomycota; Eurotiomycetes; Eurotiales; Aspergillaceae. The record is from RefSeq and is a predicted model, not a curated record. Gene Ontology annotation, biological process: regulation of ARF protein signal transduction. Gene Ontology annotation, molecular function: guanyl-nucleotide exchange factor activity. Bases 63 to 5696 code for a protein of 1877 amino acids. The transcript is spliced from 3 exons.
CCAGUCCCAUGCGGACCCCUCGUUUGCCUCUUUCCUAACCCUCCGUACGGAGUCUCGCACAAAUGGCGGACGUCGAGAAUGGCUCGCCAACCGAGCCAGCCCAAAUACCCACGGCCCUCCCGCAGGCAGACAACAAGGAGGAUGCCGGCGAUGUCAUAGCGCAUGCUGAGGGCCCCCUCGACGCCGACAAGCCCGCCCUCACAGAGGACCUGGAGCCCCAGACAGUCGAGCUCGAGGCAUCCGACGAGUCCUCCCCGUCCCCCGCGCAAUUGGAGACCGUUGAGAACACAGCCUCGCCCGAUCACGCUGCAAGCCCUCCGGAGGAACCCGUCGCAUCCCCGGAACCCACCCCCGACGCGGAACACGACUCGAAGUCGAAGGGCGGUAGUCCCGAUAUACCACCAGAGGUUCCCGCUGUCAACGUGGAACACGAAGCCCCGGCCGACAGGCACGAUGCCGGUUCGAUACCCCCUCGCGAUGAGCCCGCCUCCGAUGCCCGCAUGCGCUCGGAUUCCAGGUCAACAACGGCGACCUUCGCCACGCAUCGCUCCGUGACUGUCAGUUCCACCGUCUUCGUGGUCACCGCGCUCGACACAAUCGGCGCAUCCAAAGAGGCGCGCAAGGAUAAAAAAUUGGAGGAGGCCGUGAAGAGCGCGCUCGCCAAUGUCAAACAGUCGGACCGUCAACCGAUCGACCCCGAACUUCUGUUCCGCCCCCUGCACCUUGCCACAAAAUCAUUCAGCAUUCCUCUGCAGGUGACGGCCCUCGACUGCAUCGGGAAACUGAUUACCUACUCAUACUUCGCCUUCCCUUCGGCCCAGACGGCCGAGGCCGAGGCCAACCCGGAGCAGCCUCCCCUCAUCGAACGAGCCAUCGAUGCGAUUUGCGAAUGCUUUGAGAACGAGGCCACCCCUGUUGAGAUCCAGCAGCAGAUCAUCAAGUCGCUUCUUGCAGCAGUCCUGAAUGACAAGAUUGUUGUCCACGGAGCGGGUCUCCUGAAAGCUGUCCGCCAAAUAUACAACAUCUUCAUAUAUUCCAAAUCCUCCCAGAACCAGCAGAUUGCCCAGGGGUCAUUGACUCAGAUGGUCAGCACGGUGUUCGAUAGAGUCCAGGCCAGGCUGGAGCUGAAGGAACUACACUUGCGCGAGGGUGAGAAGGGGCAAUCCGGAUCUUCAGACACUGUCACUCUCGAACCGACUGAGGCUCAGACGGCGGAAGAUGAUCACGUGUCAGAUGCACCCUCUGCGAUCCCCGAGCAGUCUGAAACCAAGGAGCCCGUGGAAAAGCUGACGUUGCAGAGUUUCGAAUCCAACAAGGAUGUGACUUCUGUCAAUGACAAUGCCCCCACAAUGGUCACCCGUGCCAGGGUAAACCAACGGCCUUCACGGUCCCUGUCCGCUGCCUCGGGAGAGGAUGACCACUCUGCAGACGAUGACGAAGAUGAAAUAUACGUCAAAGACGCAUUCCUCGUCUUCAGGGCUCUGUGCAAGCUGAGCCACAAGAUCCUGAGCCAUGAUCAACAGCAGGAUCUCAAGUCACAGAACAUGAGGUCCAAAUUGCUGUCUUUGCACCUUAUCCAUUACCUUCUCAACAACCACGUCUCCAUCUUUGUAUCUCCACUCCUUACGAUCAAAAAUAGCUCCAACGGUCCGGAUGCAAUGACGCUACUUCAGGCUGUUCGGCCCCAUAUCUGUCUCAGCCUCAGUCGAAACGGCUCCAGCUCGGUGCCCAGGAUCUUUGAGGUCUGCUGUGAGAUAUUCUGGCUCAUGCUGAAGGACAUGAGAGUCAUGAUGAAGAAAGAGCUUGAGGUCUUUCUCAAGGAGAUCUACCUGACCAUCCUCGAGAAGCGCAAUUCUCCCAUGUACCAGAAGCAGUAUUUUAUGGAAAUCCUGGAGAGGUUGGCCGGUGAUCCGCGCGCUUUGGUUGAGAUGUAUCUCAAUUAUGACUGCGACAGAACCGCGUUGGAGAAUAUUUUCCAGAACGUCAUCGAGCAAUUAUCCCGGUAUGCGAGUGUACCCGUCACAGUGACCGCCUUCCAGCAGCAACAGUACCAGGAGCACCACGUCAAGGUCUCAACCAUUGGGAAUGACUGGCACCAACGGGGGACUCUUACCCCGUCGCUGACCACGGCCAAUGUUACUGGCGCUCCACAGUCAAACCUGCAACAUGUGCCCCCCGACUACAUAUUGAAGAAUCAAGCGAUCGAGUGUUUGGUGGAAAUCUUGCAGUCGUUGGAUAACUGGGCCUCUCAGCGUCUGAUCGACCAGGCUGCUCCCAUUCCCCACUCGUCUUCGCAGAAGUCGAUUGACAACCCUAGAGAGUCGAUAGACACAACUGCCGGCACCUAUCUUGCCUCCCCACGGAUCGAAAGCGUUGACGGCAACACUACCCCGGUAGCAGAAGACGAUCCGAGCCAGAUAGAGAGGGUCAAGCAAAGGAAGAUUGCCUUCACGAAUGCCAUUCAGCAGUUCAACUUCAAGCCCAAGCGUGGAAUCAAGCUCUUUGUCAAGGAAGGAUUCGUACGCUCCGGCUCCCCUGAGGAAAUUGCAGCCUUUUUGUACCGGAAUGAGCGGUUAGACAAGGCCAUGAUCGGCGAGUAUCUAGGCGAAGGAGAUGCGGAAAAUAUUGCCAUCAUGCACGCCUUUGUGGAUAUGAUGGAUUUCUCGAAGCGGCGCUUCGUUGAUUCUCUCCGCCAAUUUCUGCAGAACUUCCGUUUGCCUGGCGAGGCGCAGAAGAUCGAUCGCUUCAUGCUGAAAUUUGCAGAGCGCUACGUCACUCAGAACCCGAAUGCAUUCGCCAACGCAGACACAGCGUACGUUCUUGCGUACUCCGUGAUCCUGCUCAACACGGAUCAGCACAGUGCGAAGAUCAAGGGACGUCGCAUGACGCCAGAAGAUUUCAUCAAGAACAACCGCGGUAUCAACGAUAGCCAGAACUUGCCUGAUGAAUAUCUGACCUCCAUCUACGAGGAGAUUGCAAACAAUGAAAUCGUUCUGGACACGGAACGGGAGCAUGCUGCCAACCUCAGUAUUCCUACAUCCGCCCCCGCCGGCCUCGCAUCCAGAGCUGGCCAAGUGUUCGCUACCGUGGGUAGGGAUAUCCAGGGAGAGAAAUACUCACAGGCCUCGGAGGAAAUGGCCAACAAAACCGAGCAGCUCUACCGGAGUUUGAUCCGGGCGCAGCGGAAGACGGCCGUCAAGGAAGCUUUGUCGCGCUUCAUCCCGGCAACCUCGGUCCAACAUGUUGGCUCUAUGUUCAAUGUAACCUGGAUGUCUUUCCUUUCCGGCUUAUCUGCACCGAUGCAGGAUACUCAGUACCUUGAAAUUAUCAGGCUCUGCAUGGGCGGUAUGAAGCUGGCCAUACGUAUCAGUUGUGCGUUUGAACUGGAGACACCCCGUGUGGCGUUCGUAACAGCGUUGGCCAAGUUCACGAACCUGGGCAAUGUGAGGGAGAUGGUGGCAAAGAACGUCGAGGCCUUGAAGGCAUUGCUAGACGUGGCUCUUACGGAAGGAAACCAUCUCAAGGGCUCCUGGAGAGAAAUCCUGACCUGCGUCAGUCAGCUUGAUCGCCUCCAACUCCUGUCCGAUGGCGUCGACGAAGACUCCCUGCCUGAUGUCUCCCGCGCCCGCAUUGUGACACAGCCAUCUCCAGACGGGUCUCGGAAGUCUAUGCAGGCAUCGAGACGGCCUCGUCCUCGAUCAAUCAAUGGACCUACCGCUUUCCGUAGCGAGGUUGCAAUGGAGAGUCGGUCCGCCGGGAUGAUCAGGGGAGUGGACCGCAUCUUCACUAACACGGCUAACCUUUCCCACGAGGCCAUCAUCGACUUCAUUCAGGCGCUGAGUGAGGUGAGCUGGCAGGAAAUCCAGUCCUCUGGGCAGACCGAGUCUCCGCGGACGUACAGCUUACAGAAGCUGGUCGAGAUCAGCUACUACAACAUGACGAGAGUGAGGAUAGAGUGGUCCAAGAUUUGGGAGGUGCUUGGUCAGCAUUUCAAUCAGGUCGGCUGCCAUUCGAACACUACUGUCGUCUUUUUCGCCCUCGAUUCCCUUCGUCAGCUCUCGAUGCGCUUCAUGGAAAUUGAGGAGCUGCCUGGCUUCAAGUUCCAGAAGGAUUUCCUCAAGCCGUUUGAGCAUGUCAUGGCGAACAGCAGUGCCGUUACCGUCAAAGACAUGAUUCUCCGGUGUCUCAUCCAGAUGAUUCAGGCACGCGGAGACAACAUCCGCUCUGGUUGGAAAACAAUGUUCGGUGUCUUCACGGUUGCUGCCCGUGAGCCGUACGAGGGCAUUGUCAACAUGGCCUUCGAACAUGUGACCCAGAUCUACAACACUCGAUUUGGCGUUGUCAUAACGCAGGGUGCAUUCCCCGAUCUGGUUGUGUGUCUCACAGAAUUUUCCAAGAACUCGAGAUUCCAAAAGAAGUCGUUGCAAGCCAUUGAAAUGCUCAAGUCGACGGUCUCCAAAUUGCUCAGGACGCCGGAGUGCCCGCUGUCUCAUCGCGGCGCAUCACCGCCGGUGGGCUUCCAUGAGGAUGCUACCAACCUGACCCAGCAGCUUACGCGCCAGUCUAAGGAGGAGCAAUUCUGGUACCCGAUCUUAAUCGCCUUCCAAGACGUGCUGAUGACCGGUGAUGAUCUCGAGGUCCGGUCCCAAGCAUUGACCUACCUGUUCGACACAUUGAUACGAUACGGUGGCGAAUUCCCGCAAGAAUUCUGGGACGUGCUGUGGAGACAGCUUCUCUAUCCCAUCUUUGUGGUGUUGCAGUCCAAGUCGGAGAUGUCCAAGGUGCCCAAUCACGAGGAGCUUUCCGUUUGGCUCUCGACUACUAUGAUCCAGGCUCUGAGAAACAUGAUCACACUGUUCACCCAUUACUUCGAUGCACUGGAAUACAUGCUUGGUCGCAUCCUGGAACUUCUCACGCUGUGUAUCUGCCAGGAAAAUGACACGAUUGCAAGAAUUGGAAGUAACUGCUUGCAACAGUUGAUCUUGCAGAACGUUACCAAGUUCCAGCUCGAGCACUGGAAAAAGGUUGUUGGCGCCUUUGUCGAGCUUUUCAGCAAGACCACCGCCUACGAGCUGUUCACCGCCGCUGCUUCGAUGUCUUCAAAGGCACCGUCGAAACCCGCUAACGGUGACUCGGCAAAUACUGAAGACGCUGGCCAAGACUCUUCUGAAAGUACCUCGGACCAGGAACAUGGAGCUGAAUCGCCCAAGCCCAAUGGAACGCAGAACCUUUCUUCUGAGCACGAGGAAGGCGAUAUGCAAGCAGCCGAAACUCCCGCGUUGGAGGACUAUAGACCUCAGGCAGAGGCCCAACAACAGCCCGCCGCUGUGACCGUGGCCCGACGUCGCUUUUUCAACCGGAUCAUCACCAACUGUGUGCUGCAGCUGCUUAUGAUCGAAACCGUGCAUGAAUUGUUCUCGAACGACAAGGUCUUCUCUCAAAUCCCCAGUCAUGAACUCUUGCGGCUGAUGGGCUUGUUGAAGAAGAGCUAUCAGUUCGCGAAGAAGUUCAAUGAAGACAAGGAACUGCGGAUGCAGCUUUGGCGUCAGGGAUUCAUGAAACAGCCCCCGAACCUGCUCAAGCAGGAAAGUGGAAGCGCCGCCACUUAUGUUCACAUCCUUUUCCGCAUGUACCACGAUGAGAGGGAGGAGAGGAAGAGCAGCCGCGCAGCAACCGAGGCCGCCCUGAUUCCGUAAGUGUUGCAAUUCUUUUCCCCGUAACGAAACGUCGGUCUUGCUAACCACCCAUCGCAGACUCUGUGCGGACAUCAUCCACAGCUUUGUCCUCCUGGAUGAAGAUUCACAGCAUCGCAAUGUCGUGGC